AGCAGCGCACAGCCCUGCCCGACACGACUCUUUAAAUCUUCUUUCCCCCACCACCACACAGCGGCAAUGUUCGAUGACAGAGCCUAAUAAGGCCGUCCAAGAUGAGGAGCUCGAAGCACUUCGCGCAAUCUAUAUGGAUGACUGGCACGACAUUCCAAUCAAGAAGACAGCAUGGGGAACUGCUGGCGAGGCCGGGUGGUGGGAGGUGCAGCUGCGCGCUAUGGAUGAUCCGCGCGUGAGCGUCAAGCUCAAGGGGCGGAUGACGAAGAACUACCCAGACCAGCCGCCGCCCCUCUCCCUCAUCGAGCCGGUCAAGCUCACCGCGGUACAUGUCAAGACACUUGCGAAACUACUACAGGAGAAGGCGAAGGCGAGCGCCGGCGCGCCCAUGAUCUUUGAUCUCAUAGACGUGGUGCGCGAGUUCAUAUCGGUCAACCAUAUCCUGUUGCCCAAACCAGGCGAGCCAGAGCCGACAUUGAUGGAGGAGAUGGCGAUACGAGAAGAGGCCCAGAAGGCGGCCGAAGCGGCACAGGUCGAAGCAGACAGGCAGCAACGGCGCGCCCUUGCAGCCGAGCAAGACCGGCUGUUGAACGAGAAGAUCAUCCUCGACGCGUCGAGGCGUGAAGAGAAGGCGCGACAGGCGAUGCUUGAAGCGCAGCAGAAACAGCGCAACGAGAACCUCGCGACCCUCGCCGACGGCGAGCUCGAGACGCGCGAGCUGAUUCUUGACUCGCCGAUCAGUGUGGAGGGGCACGAGGGCGAGUGGGCCGCCUGGACGUGUUUCGGCGGACGCCGCGAGGCCAUGUGGACGAGCUACACCGCCGAGCCGAUCAGCACGGCCGGCUUCGUGACCGCCUCCCCACCGUCAGUCACCGUCCAGGUCAUCGACUUUAGCAAGAACUACUACCUCGGCACGCAUGGCCAGAAGCGCAUCGACUCGGUCGUGACGGAAAUCACGCGCGUCAAGGGCGUCGUGUCGGAGCACGUCGCGAGAAUAUACGCCGUGCAGCGCACCAAGAGUCCCAAGGGAUGGGAGCGGCUCAUUGUGGUCGUGGAGCGCGUCGCAGAGGGAGGCAAGCUGAGGAACUGGCUCCCGAAGAACGGCUUUGGGGAGGAGACGGCAAAGGAGUACAUUACGCAGAUAUUGUCUGGUCUUGCAGAUCUCCACCGCAACCACCACUCGCAGAAACAACUCGACACCGACCUCGUCCUCAUCAGUUCUCAGAACCCAGGCGAGGUGUGCCUCAAGAUGUUUGGCACUGGUUACGCGCGCCGCAUUGCAGAGUAUCACCGCUCGAACCCCUUCCUCAAAACCUUGCCGGACGCAUACCCAGACUCGUGGCUAUCCCCGGACGAGAUUGACUCGCCGACGUCCGCGUCGCCGAAGCGUGAUAUCUGGCAAGCGGGUCUAUUGCUGUUGCAGUUUCUGUUCGGAAAGGACUGUCUGUGGACGUACCCCGACCUCCGCACUUUGUUGGAGCAUGCACCUGGAGGCGUCUCACCGCUGAUCACUACGCUCCUGAGCGGGCUUCUCAACCCUUCACCCAAGAAGCGUCUGUCAGCCGAGGAGGCGUUGGUGAAGAUUCGGUCAGAAGAAGAGUCAACGCGUCGACCGCUUCGCGCCCUUCCAAGCCACAUGUCCCUCCCCGGCUCCGCAACUGCCUCGGCCAGUUCGAGUAUCCAUCAGUCUCUUGGCACGUCCCCGGUGUUUGGACAAGGAUUCUCUUCUUACAUCCCAGCCUUCCCUGUGCGGCCAGAAGCGUCACGAUACCGAACAGACUUUGAGGAAGUUGAAUGGCUCGGCAAGGGAGGCUUUGGCGAAGUCGUGAAGGCUAGGAACAAGUUGGACGGACGCCCAUAUGCUAUCAAAAAGGUCAAGCUCCGUCCAGAAGAAGACUUUGGCCGCGUGCUUCGCGAGGUGCAAAGUCUCUCCCGAGUCAGCCACCAGCACAUUGUUCGAUACUACGGCUGUUGGCGAGAAACGGUUGGUCAGGCCGCGGUUGCUCCGUCCCCGGGAGGAGUCGACUCGAUUGGCACGCCGUCGGCCGUCACCUCAUCCAAUGUGUCGUCGGCGAGUGAGCCUGGCGAUCCCUUGGCAAUCAACUGGGACGAGUCCCGACUCAAUCGCUCGCGGAGCCAAUCAUUCCCCCGCAUCCGCUUCUCCGCGAACGACGAGGAGGACAGCGAGGACGAGGACGAUGAAGUGACGGAUGAGAGCAAUGGGAACGGACAAUUCGGACAGUUCACCCGAAUGAGGGACGACACGGAUGAUUCGGACAGCGACGAGAGCGACACGACCAGCGAGAGCAGCGGUGAUAGCGAGGACAGUGCAGGCAGUGCAAGGACCGUUGGCGACCCCUCACAGUCUCUCAAGCGCGGCCGCCCACCAACCAAGGCGGUUCCCAAACCUAUUCCUGUCGUCAGCGGCUCCAAGCCUUCCGCGUCCUUUGCAACCACGACGACGGACGAUGGGAGCGUACAGGAGAUCCUGUACAUCCAGAUGGAGUUUGUGGAGAAGCAGACACUCCGUGAAGCGAUCACGGAAGGUCUGUCUGAAGAGGAGACGUGGCGUCUGCUCAAGCAGAUCCUCCAGGCCUUGGCCCACAUGUCUAGCUUGGGCAUUGUACAUCGAGACCUGAAGCCGUCGAACAUUCUUUUGGAUACGACGGGAAACGUCAAGAUUGCAGACUUUGGCCUGGCGACCACAGAUACGUCGUCUGAGAACCCAACAGGGUCGGUUCAGGCAUCAACUGAGGUGUCGGACCGCACGUCCAACAUCGGUACCAGCCUGUACAUUGCCCCAGAGGUGUUGUCGACCCGGGAAGUGGUUUCGACCAAGUCAUAUGAUGAGAAGGCUGACAUGUACUCGCUCGGUAUCAUCUUCUUCGAGAUGUGCUUCCCGUUCAGCACGGGUAUGGAGCGUGUGCAGACCAUUACAGAGCUGCGCAAGUCGAGCUGGGCGUUCCCCGCAGCAUGGCCACCCACCCUUAUGCCCAAGCAGCGUGAGAUUAUCUCUCUCUUGCUGCGGCAUGACCCGACGCAUCGACCCAGGGCCACCCAGCUGCUUGAUGGGCCCCUCGUUCCCUCCUCUGAUAAGGAGGAUGCGGUGUACAGAGAAGUCAUUGGCGAAGUCACCAAUCCCAGAUCGGAGAAGUACUCGCAACUCGUCGACGCAUUGUUUGAGUCACACGCAAACUCGUUCAGAAUCGACACCCGCCUCGACGACUACACGUACGACACGGAAGACAAUGAUGGUCUCCAUGUGUGGAUCACUGGCACUGUCCGCCGAAUCGCGGACCUGUUCCAGCGCCAUGGAGCUGUGCAUGACGCCCUCCCACUCCUCAUCCCCGAGACGACGCUGCUCAGCUCGUUCCCAGAGCUCAACCCGGCAAGGUUCUUGGACCCCAACGGCAAAUUUGUCCAGCUGCCAUCGUCAAACCUCCUGGCCAUGGCUCGCAACGCCUCGCGGCGAUCAAUCGAACGCAUCAAGCGAUACCACAUCGGCCAACGCUACAGGGAGACAGCGGCGGGCGGCCAGCCGAGCAGCUCUACCGAGCUGUGUUUCGACAUCAUCUCACCACUGCGCUCGCAGUGUGCGGAGGCUGAGCUGCUCGACGUCGUCGACAAGGUUAUCGCCGAGUGCCAGGGCGGCAAGGUAGCCAGUUUGCAUGACUAUGAGAUUCAUGUCAGCCACGAGAGUGUCCUGGCGACAAUAUUGGCGUCUGCUCCAGUGUCCGUUCGAUCCCGUGUGCUCAAGGCGUUCAAAACACCCACCACAGGCGUGUCGUUUGGAAGUGCCCGAGCCUCGCCCUUUGGAACAAUACCAGGGCUUCCUAGGAACAUUGCCAACGACCUGGAGCAGAUCAGCGCUCCUGGAGAAUUCUUGGCGGUGAGAAAGAAGAUUGAGGCUACCUUCUCCGCAUCGAGAAGAAAACUGUCAGCCGCGUUGGACGAGAUUGCCGAGGUCAUCAAGCUCGCUCGCGCAUGUGGCGUCAACAGGAAGAUCUUGUUUCGACCUACUCUGUCGCGGAAUGCCGAGUACUUCCGCGGCGGCUUCAUGUUCGAGGUGGUUCGUCGAGGAAAGCAUGGCGAGGUCGUCGCCUAUGGUGGACGGUACGACUCUCUGCUGGAGCACUUCAAGGAGCCGGCCAUGCACACGAACAAGGUUUACGGCGCAGGCAUGUCGGUCGCAGUCGACCCACUGGCCAAGAUUGUCCGCAAGCAGGAGAGUGCACUAGCUGAGCGCUUGAUGGUCAAGGCCAACGAAGAUGAGCGAUCGUUUGGGCUGUUCUCCCCAACUCGUUGCGACGUCUACGUUACGGCCACUGGCCAGGCAGACUUGGAAGUGCGUCUCGGUAUUGUGGGUGAGCUCUGGCGUGCUGGUGUGCGCGCAGACUUGCAGUACGACGACGGACGGCCCCUAGAAGACGUGACACAGGAAUGCUUGGACCAGAAUAUCUUGUUCUUGGUGAUUGCCCGUGCACGCCCUACCAUGAAGGUUCGCAACGUCUUGCGCCGCUCAGAAGAGGAAGUUCCUCGCAACGAGCUCACUGCAUGGCUCCGUAAUGCGAUCUCGGAGCAGCGCAAGGUCGAUGCCUCGUACGCUGUUCAAGAGGGUUCGGUUGCCGUCUCGAAGGAGAAGGACCUACCCAUUGACGGGUCCGCCAAGCCUUCAGACGUUGACAUCAAGCUUGUCCUGCCACCCGACCCGGUGGUUACGCGUCAGACAAAGGGCAAGGCGAAGCGGACGCACCGACAUGCGUCAAAGAACGUCUACUAUGACAAGGCACUCGAGUUUGCCGCUUCCGUCAAGUCGACGCUCCCCAUCCUGGGCGUCGACCUGCACCCCACCGACCUCGUAUGUCAGCUCGCCCACGACACGGCGUGGGUCAUGGAGGAUGAGGCAUGGCGCGCCAAGCUGUCUGCGCUGCCGACAUCGGACCGCAAGUAUGCCGAGUCGAUUCGCGAAGCGGUGCGAGAGUACCGCAAGACGGGGAACCUGUGGCUCUUCUCCGUCCGCGAUGCAAGGGGUUACCUCAUGCAGUUCACUCGAUAAUCGAUCAACACAUACACCCACACCCAGCUUCGUUCCAAUCCCACACCACUCACUGUAGAAGCGCCAAUAGAAGACUGCCCAAAUGCAUGUUAAUGGCUCUUG
Messenger RNA from Vanrija pseudolonga, 5158 nucleotides. It is a transcript of the gene gcn2, whose product is annotated as eIF-2-alpha kinase GCN2. The record is from RefSeq and is a predicted model, not a curated record. Gene Ontology annotation, cellular component: nucleus; cytosol; cytoplasm. Gene Ontology annotation, biological process: DNA damage checkpoint signaling; negative regulation of cytoplasmic translational initiation in response to stress; regulation of translational initiation by eIF2 alpha phosphorylation. NCBI's taxonomy places the organism in Eukaryota, Fungi, Basidiomycota, Tremellomycetes, Trichosporonales, Trichosporonaceae. Gene Ontology annotation, molecular function: protein binding; ATP binding; eukaryotic translation initiation factor 2alpha kinase activity. The coding region runs from base 74 to 5056 and encodes 1660 amino acids. The transcript has 19 exons.